Messenger RNA from Impatiens glandulifera, 2708 nucleotides. Its product is annotated as sterol 3-beta-glucosyltransferase UGT80B1. The record is from RefSeq and is a predicted model, not a curated record. Gene Ontology annotation, molecular function: UDP-glycosyltransferase activity. The transcript is spliced from 19 exons. NCBI's taxonomy places the organism in Eukaryota, Viridiplantae, Streptophyta, Magnoliopsida, Ericales, Balsaminaceae. The coding region runs from base 803 to 2344 and encodes 513 amino acids.
CAUUGAAUCAUCUGAACAAGGCUGAGAGCACAUUGAACUAUCCAUUGUGGCUGAGAGCCCUCACAGCCCAAGCACAACGAAACAAUUAUCAGGGCUGUCCCUCUUCCCCUCACUCUCCUUUCCCUAAUGUUCACAAAGAGUCAUCCAAGCCUUUCUGACUCGGCCUGGCCCUUUAGCCCUUGAAUUCUAAGCUGUUCAAGCCGCCAAUCUCACCGCUAGCUCGAUCAAACCAGUCUGCAAUGCUUCAAGGAUUUGAUUGAAGUCGCAUACAUCCAAGACCAAUUUCAUUGGAAGAUAAUCCUUUGUCAGGAAAAAAGAGCAAUUGAUCCUGCUCCUCAGAUAGUUUGGAGAAUUCAGGGUCCCGAAGCAUAUCACAGAAUUUCCUUUGAAGCCAAUCAGCGGACGAUAUAGUAUACUGAUCAAGCACUGACCUCUUUUGUCUUGGAAUGGAUGUAUGCCAAUUACCUGGUUAGCUGAAAAAGGUUCACGCUUUUCAAUCUUUGCCUCAGUUUUUAGUUUCUGGGAAUUGCGUUGUCUGCUCUUGGGCAGAUGCAUCGCUGUUGGCAUAGCAUGCUGGGGAAUAUAGUCAGUCAGGGUCUUCCAUAGCCUCCACCUUGACCCACAUGCAUUGCACAAAACUGGCUUCUCAGGCGGUCCAUUCCUCCACAGCGGUGUUUCUGUUCAAUUCAUUUGAAUUCCAUACGUGAAACCCUAGUAUCCCAGUAGCAAUCUACUUCAAAGAAUCCUUAAGGAGCCUGGAUGGAGACAGGAAACUUGGGCAUGACUCAAGCUGCAGUAUCUGAUGGAACUGGAGAAUGGAAUUAUCCGAUCAAAGCCCCUGGCUGUGUUUAUGGCCUUCGGCACCAAAGGGGAUGUUUAUCCCCUAGCUGCUAUUGCUGCAGCUUUUGCUUCUGAUCAGAAGCAGUAUAAUGUAAUUCUAAUUACUCAUUCCGAACACAAGAAUCUAUGUGCUCAUUUGGAUGCAGAAAAAGUGAAAUACAUUUCUGUUUCAUCGCCUCCUGUUGUUUCUCCUUAUGAAGAUACUUACCAAGGAACUGUGAAACCAUUAUUUUCUGAAGAGAAGAGGAUAAUAACGAAUGAACACAGGCGACAAAUCAUAGCUUCUAUAGAAAUGAUAUUUGGAGAUGGCCCAAGCUUGGAGGGUGAUUUCUUGAUGAUAAAUUUGUUUGCACUGGAAGGUUGGAGCAUUGCUGAAGUUUAUCGCAUACCUUGCAUCAUUUCUUCUCCAUAUGUUAUUCCUUAUAGUGCCCCUUCUUCAUUUGAGCAACGGUUCAGGAAAGAACUUCCUCUUCUAUAUCAGUUUCUUCAAGAGGCUCCAAGUAACAAGGUAGGAUGGAAAGAUGUCAUCCAUUGGAUGUGGCCUCUCUUUACUGAACAUUGGGGCUUAUGGAGAAGCACUGAGCUGAAUCUGAGUCCUUGGCCGUUCACGGACCCAGUUACAGGCCUCCCAACAUGGCAUGACAGAUAUCAGUCUCCCCUGUUACUGUAUGGUUUUAGCAAAGAAAUUGUUGAAUGUCCAGGUUACUGGCCUUCAAAUAUCCGAGUUUGCGGUUCUUGGUUUGUUCCGGAUGGCUGGCUGUUUUCAUGCAGCAAGUGUGCAGAAAUUUCAGCUUUGGAUACUUUUGGAAAUAUAAAUACUACAGACAAGACGUGUCUUGCUCAUGCUGAAUUGCUGAACUUUGUAAAGACCCCAUUGCAUCCGCCAGUGUUUAUAGGCCUUAGUUCUGCUGGAAGUAUGGGCUUCUUGAAGAAUCCUCUAGCAUUUCUUCAUGUUCUUGAAACUGUUUUGAAGACAUCAAGUUACAGAUUCAUUCUUUCCUUGUCCGGAUGUGAACUGUUACAAUUUGCUAUCCAGAAUAUUUGUAAUGGAACAGUUACAGUUUCUGAAUCAUUAUCUAUUAUGGAAGAUGGGAUUUCUCUUUUCGAUGGCAGACUCUUUUGUUUUUCCGGUUCUGUGCCAUACAAGUGGCUAUUUCAAAGAUGUGCUGCUGUAGUUCAUCAUGGUGGAAGUGGAUCUAUUGCUGCUGCACUGCAAACUGGGAUCCCUCAGGUGAUAUGUCCAUUUAUGCUGGAUCAGUUUUACUGGGCAGAGAGGAUGUGUUGGCUCGGAGUUGGACCCGAACCUCUGAAAAGAAACCAUCUUAUUCCCGAGGAAGAUAAUGAUCUUUCUGUGGAGAAUGCUGCAAAUGUUCUUCUUAAGGCUAUAAAUAAAGCAUUGUCUCCUCAAACGAAAAAUCGUGCACGGGAGAUUGCCCAACAACUGUCUUAUGAGAAUGGCGUUCUUGAAGCAGUAAGGAUCAUCAAAGAAGAAAUGAGGCUUUAAGAUCACUUUUUGAGAUCAUUAGCUAUAUAAGGUAAGAUCCAUAUUUGGUUAACUAAGUUUCAAUUUUUAUUUAUAUAUAUAUGAUUUGGUAAGUUGAGAUUAGGAGAGCAUUUUGACAUAGAAAAGAUUUGUUUUUGAGGUUUAUUUAUGGUUUCAUAUUUUUGGUCUUCUUGGAAAUUUUUUGUUCUUUUUUUUUCUUUUCCCACUAAAAAUAAAAAUAAAAAAAUUGUUCAAUGGAUUUUGGACCCUAUGUUGAAAAGUUAUCUAGAGUCAUUGAACACCGAAAGUGGGUUGUUGGAUAGACUUCAAUGUCAUUACACCUAUAUUUUAAAAUGUUGUGCCAAUAAAUGAAACUUAUAAAAUA